AUGGGCGCCCUUGUUUCUUGCUUCGGUACGCCAUGCCUGCCGCUGCCUGCCAGCCAGCCAGCUAUUAACACUGCCGCCGCCGCCGCUGCUGCUGCUGUCGCGGCGACUUCACAAACAACCACACGAGCGCAUAUGCUAACCGUGAUCCAGAGAGCGUCGUCCACGCGAUUACGGCCUGCUUCAUGGCCGUCGUCAACGCCAUUGGUAUGUCCACAUCACUCGUCGAACAGCUUCUCGAGACUGACCGACCUCUUCCUCCUCACAGUCGCGGUCGUCAAGGCCAUCAUCAACGGCAUCGUCGCCGUCUUCAUGGCCAUCGCCUCCGUCCUGACCUGCGGCAAAGUCAAGCGGCGCAACGCGACCACCAGCGCCGUCUAG
Molecule: messenger RNA, 378 nt
Organism: Lecanosticta acicola
Lineage: Eukaryota; Fungi; Ascomycota; Dothideomycetes; Mycosphaerellales; Mycosphaerellaceae
Source: the annotation of a GenBank genome assembly